Molecule: messenger RNA, 1885 nt
Organism: Chinchilla lanigera (long-tailed chinchilla)
Lineage: Eukaryota; Metazoa; Chordata; Mammalia; Rodentia; Chinchillidae
Gene: Mpg
Product: N-methylpurine DNA glycosylase
Exons: 4
Coding region: 1002-1817 (271 amino acids)
Biological process (GO): base-excision repair
Molecular function (GO): alkylbase DNA N-glycosylase activity; DNA binding
Source: RefSeq, a predicted model, not a curated record
UCCAGCACCUCUCAUGGGGCACCCAACUGCUGAGGCCUGUAGGUAUUUUCCCAGGGCCAGGGAACCAACAAUCAAAGACUGUUCAGGACAACACCCUCAGGAUUUUUACAGGGUGAAGGCGGGUGGUGGGUUGUGAUUAUGCUCUAGCGGGUCCAGCGGACCCAGCAGACCCGAGAGUGGCAAACUAGGAGGGAGGUAGCUUUGGGGCCUCCUUUGUCGGGCCGUCUUUCCCCUGGGUCAGGCACUGCCCUCCCCAGAUGCAUCUGACUUAGAGGUUACAGGCAGGGCAGGCCGCAGGCAGUGGGUUUUGGGGACCAGGCAUCAGUCUAGGGCGGCUGCCAUCAGCUAGCGAAUGUUCACAGGUCCCCACAGCCCUAGUCCUGGCCUCAGCUUCUUGAGGAGGCUAAUGAGCUUGGACGGCCGCUCUCAGGUCGUGGGUGAGUCCCUCUCGGCAUCCCAGGGCGGCAGGAGGGGCGGGGGCUCCAAUGCAGUGGCAAAAUCCCCGCUGUUCCCUCUUUCCUUCCUACCCCAGCAGAGGGGCAGGGCCUCCGGAUAGGCCAGGCGUCCACUUCCUGCCCCCUCCACUCGGCGCCCGAGGUCGGCAAAGACAAGCCCAGGACGGAGGUUUGGCCGUCGCCUUCCUGGCACGCUCUCCGCCGUCAGCCUCCGCAAGCUGAGGCCCAGGCCUUCCCAACGCAGGUCUUCCGGCCCAGGGCCCUCGAGAGGGCAGACCAGGCGCCUGGCGCUUGGCCCAUCCGGGGGGAGUGGGCUCUGCGGCCGUCAGGUGGCUCCUUGGGGCGAGGUCAGGGCUGCACACCCAGCCGCCUCCGCUCCUGACUCGCUCACAACUUGCCCACGCUGCAGUCGCCGCGGGGAAGGAGGAGCCCAGUGGCCUGGCCCCGCCCCUUGGUCACUGCGCAGGCGCCGCCCCGCCCCCGCCCCCGAAGGCGCUUCCGGGCAGCGGAUUGCGGGCGCGCGGCGGGUCUCAGCUUUCCUGAAGGAUGAGGCAAAAAAAGAAACUGGCAGAGGCAGAGCAGCAGAGCCCAACAGACACAGACCAGAUGCCUUCCUCCAAGAAGGCUUACUUGGGACCACGCUUAACCCUGGGCUCCCAGCGCAGCAUCUAUUUCUGUCAGAACCCAAAGGACCACUCUGCUCGAUUGGGGUCAGAGUUUUUUGACCAGCCAGCAGUCUCCCUGGCCCGGGCAUUUCUGGGACAGACUGACUGCCCACAGGUCCUUGUCCGGCGACUUGGUGAUGGCACAGAACUGCGUGGCUGCAUUGUGGAAACUGAGGCAUACUUGGGACCCGAGGACGAAGCUGCCCACUCAAGGGGAGGCCGGCAGACCCCCCGCAAUCGCAGCAUGUUCAUGAAGCCUGGGACCCUGUAUGUGUACCUCAUCUAUGGCAUGUACUUCUGCAUGAAUGUCUCUAGCCAAGGAGAUGGAGCUUGUGUCCUGCUUCGAGCACUAGAACCUCUUGGGGGCCUGGAGACUAUGCGGCAGCUUCGUAGUACCCUCCGGAAGGGCACCAUCAACCGUGCUCUGAAAGACCGUGAGCUCUGCAGUGGCCCCUCCAAGCUGUGCCAGGCCCUGGCCAUUGACAAGAGCUUUGACCAGCGAGACCUGGCCGAGGAUGAGGCUAUGUGGCUGGAACGUGGCUCCCUGGAGCCCAGUGCACUAGCUGUGGUGGCAGCAACCCGCAUCGGCAUUGGCCGUGCAGGGGAGUGGGCCCAGAAGCCUCUGCGUUUCUAUAUCCGGGGCAACCCCUGGGUGAGUGUGGUGGAUAAAACUGCUGAGCAGGACACACAGGCCUGAGCAAAGAGCCUGCUUAGACAGGCUUUUUAAUUGUUUAAAAGCCAAAUAAAUACUUUUUUUCUAUAAAA